This is a messenger RNA of Caenorhabditis bovis, 1842 nucleotides long. NCBI's taxonomy places the organism in Eukaryota, Metazoa, Nematoda, Chromadorea, Rhabditida, Rhabditidae. The record is from the annotation of a GenBank genome assembly.
AUGUCAGAGGAGUAUAAUCAAGUUGCUGUCUUCCCAUCACUGCCAAGAACAACUCGAGGGCUGCCAACAGUAUUAGGAGGAAGUCCGUCGGGAGACAGAAUCCUUUACUGCAAUGGAAAUUCUGUUUACAUUUCACCUGUUUCUAGCCUCACAUCAACUGAUAUCUACACUGAACAUCCAGUAGCAACCACUGUCGCCAAAAUCAGCCCCAGCGGCUACUAUUGCGCUUCCGGCGAUUCCAAUGGAAAUGUGCGCAUUUGGGAUACCGUCAACUCAACUCAUAUCCUCAAAGCAACCUACCAAGUUUUCUCCGGACCGGUGCGUGACAUUGCGUGGAACGAUGACAGCAAAAGAUUGGCAGCGGUUGGUGAGGGCAAAGAAAGAUUCGGGCAUGUGUUUCUUUUCGACACCGGAACCUCAAAUGGAAACUUGUCGGGACAAUCGCGCCCAAUGAGCAGCGUCGAUUUCAAACCAUCGAGACCAUACAGAAUUAUUUCUGGAUCAGAGGACAAUACCGUUGCCUUGUUUGAAGGACCACCAUUCAAAUUCAAGACAACUUUCCAUGAGCAUUCAAGAUUUGUUCAUGUUACUCGAUAUUCGCCAGAUGGCUCGCAAUUCGCAUCUGCCGGUGCCGAUGGAAAAGUUGUGAUUUUCGAAGGCGCUGAGGGAAACAGGCUUGGAGAGCUUGUCGAUAGUGCCGCUAAAGGAAAUACACAUGUUGGUAGCGUGUUUGGUCUCUGCUAUUCUCCUGAUGGCUCGAAAAUUGCAACAGCUUCUGGAGACAAGUCUGUGAAGAUCUGGAAUACUUCGGAUCGUACACUUGCCAAAACGAUUAAUUUCGGAUCAACUGUUGAAGAUCAGCAAUUGAGUGUGCUCUGGACAAAGCAGGCACUAGUUUCCGUCUCACUGGCAGGAUUCAUUAGUGUGAUAAACCCAGAAACGGAAACUAUCGAAGAAGUUCGUCAAGGGCAUAAUAAACCAAUAACUGCUUUGAACCUUUCCCAAGACAAAAAAUUUUUGUUCACUUCCGAUUUUGAAGGACAUACAACUCGUUGGGAAAUGGCUACUGGCAAGUCUCAAAGAAUUAAGCCGGAACUUCACAAAACCCAAAUCGUCGGGCUCGCUUACACGACUAAGGGAGAACUAUUGAGUGUUGGUUGGGAUGAUAUUAUUCAAGUGACUCCAUUGGGUGCUGACAAUAUUGACAAUGUGAAAUCGAACUCAAUCAAACUUCCAUCGCAACCGCUUGGCCUCGCCGCAUCUCCUGAUGGAAGUGUUGCUGUUAUCGCAUGCUAUCAGCACAUUGUGAUUUUUAAAAAUGGCCAAAUUUCGUCGCAAGGAAUCGAUUUCAAUUCGACUUGCGUUGCAAUUUCGCCUAAUCAAAAACUUGUGGCAGUUGGCGGACAAGACAGCCAAGUUCACGUGUAUGAAUUUUCCGGCAGUCAGUUGAAUGAGAAGAGGAAAAUCAGCCAUAACGCCGCAAUCACUGCAGUUUCCUUUUCGCCGAAUGGCGAUUAUUUGGCGGUGACUGACAGUGCAAGAAAGGUUGUUCCCUACGCGGUUGCCAAAGAUUUUGUAAGUGCUUCGUCUUCUGAAUGGACGUUCCAUACCGCUAAAGUUAAUUGCGUUGCCUGGUCUCCUGAUGGAAUUCGUCUUGCUACUGGAAGCUUAGACACUAACAUCAUCGUGUGGAAUCUGAAAAAGAGCGGAGAGCAUCCAAUUAUCAUUAAAGGUGCCCAUGCAAUGUCAGCAGUCAACGUUAUCUCUUGGUUGAAUGAAACCACACUUGUUUCCACCGGACAGGACGCAAAUAUCAAGCACUGGUCGGUUCCAAUGUUAUAA